Messenger RNA from Musca domestica (house fly), 2907 nucleotides. RefSeq names its product protein scylla. Gene Ontology annotation, biological process: negative regulation of signal transduction; apoptotic process; regulation of TOR signaling. Gene Ontology annotation, cellular component: cytoplasm. Lineage: Eukaryota; Metazoa; Arthropoda; Insecta; Diptera; Muscidae. The transcript has 2 exons. Bases 521 to 1141 code for a protein of 206 amino acids. The record is from RefSeq and is a predicted model, not a curated record.
CUCAGUUACUGUUAAACACUGCUGAUAUUCACAUAUAGAAAAGUUAAGAAAGAUACAAAAGAAAAUCCAAACGGAAUAAAGAACAAUUUUUUUUAUUAAGCAACUCAAUAAAAAUUGCGGUGAUAAAAUUGAAAAUUUUUUUAUUGUGAUUUUAAAAAACAUAUGAAGCCUAAAACAAGAAAACUAUAUUUUUUUAAAUUAAAAAUAAUAAGAAUCAAGUCAAAGACUACAAACUGAAUAUCAGAAAGCGUAUGUGACUUAUGUGUGUUUGACAAAAUUUGGAAAUUGUCAAAUUAAUUUUUAACAACAAAUUAAACAAAACAAAGAAACUGUGAUUUCUUCGUUAAAUAAAUUUUUAUUUAACAAGAACAAAAUAUUUAACUAAACCGUGCAUUUACAUGUAUUUUUGAUAAAAAAAAAAACAAAAUACAAAAAAAUAAUAAUAACAAAAACUAUACAACAAAACUUUUUGAAAGUUUUUAUUUUGUAAUAAUUGUGAAUCAAAAUUAAUCCGGAUAAAAUGGAAGUGUUAUCAGUGCAAAAUCAAUAUCCUGAACGUUUUACCGUCUUAACCAGUGGGACAACAAAAACUAAAGAUUGGUCAACGCCUAUCUCAAGUUCACGUGCGAACAAUACAACAUCUGCCUCACGUGCCACUCACAGCCCCGACCGACACAACAGUGUUGUCGUUGGCGCUACACCCCUGGAAGAAGAACUCAUAUACUGUGAUAAUAGCGAUGCAGCGGCCAUUAAUGAUUUGUCGCUGCGUCUGCUCGAUGAAUUACGUGAGGCCAAGUCCCGCAACUUGACCUGCACCGAAGUCUCCAUACCCUGUGAUCUCACCACACGCAUAGCGUCAGAUAUCCUACGCGUUUCUGAACGUGAACCCUGCGGCGUACGCGGUUGUACCGUCUACAUCGAAUUCGAAGAAGAACCCCAGAAUUCCCGCCGCAUUGGUACCCUUAAGGUGGACAAUGAAAUGGUGUCCACAUUUGAAUUGUAUCUAACCCUGCGCCAAGAUAAACGUGGCUGGGCCUCGUUACUGCCACAGUUCAUGAAGAACCUAUCGCGCAGCAUAACCAUCAGUCCCGAUUACAGUCUGACCAAACACAAACUGUAUUCGCCGUGUGAAAGUAGUUAGUGUGUAGGCGUUAUCCCCGCCUAGGCACUUCCACCUUCCUUAACUGCAGCUGAUGGUUGUAGUUGUAAUACAAAGAACUCCAUACAACACACCAGAGAACAACCCACCUUAAGGCAUACUCAUAUUACAAACGCUCAUCAUUAUCAUCAUCAACGAUGCACAUCCAAUGCGUGAUGUGUGUCACAGUUGUUGUUGUUGUUGCCGUUGUCCAGCUGCAAUGGACGCCAACAACAACAACGGAAAAGUAUCUCAAAAACCAACAACCAUUAACACAUUGUGAAUUCACCACCAUAUUAGCUUGUAAGUCUCUUUUCGUAAUAGUAUUUAAGUUAUUUUGUGAAAAAUGAAAAACAAUGAUAAAUCGUUUGUGUUUUGAUUUCAAAGGAACGUAAAUUGUGAAAAAUAUGGUCAGAUGUUUGCAAUUGAAGCUCGGCAACUUUUGUAUAUAAAUACAAGCUCCAAAGUUGCUGGAGUUUGCCAUCUACUAUAACUCAUUAAAAUGUGAUACUGAUUAAGUAGUAGUUCAUAAAUGUUAUAUAGUUAGCACCUAGGCUUUUUAACAAGAAAUCCACAACAAUAAGAAAUCCAGCAGAAAUUCGGCAAUAUCCCUUCCCCACUCAAACACACACACACACACAUAGUCAAUCCUAAAUAUUGAACUACCAGCCUCCAAAAUACAACCUAAGCCCCCAUCCAUAUCCACAGUAAAAACAAUAGUUCUUCUUUGUGUAAAUGUUUAAAAAUUAAGCUUUUUGAAAGAAAAAAAAGAAAAAACAAAAACAGUAAAAACCACAAUUUGCAAUAUCAGCAAAAUAUCAAUAACCACAGAAACAAAUGGAACUCCUCAACAUUGUGAAUGAUGAUAAUUUAUAAUGAAAAACAAAAACAAAUUAAUAAUACACAUAAAUAGAGAUAUACAUAAUAGCAACAUAAUAACAAUUAAAAAAUUCAAAAUUUUUUUUCAUUAAAUAGCAAAACAAAAAUAAAUUUCUUAACUGCGAUAUUAAAUAUAAAUUAAAAACAAAAUCCAACAAAUUAUGAAUUAUUCAAUAAGAUUAGAAUUUUUCAAAUUUUCUCACAUCUAAAUGUUCUUGUAGUCUUAUCAAUUAAACAAACAGAAAGUAAAUUUUUAAAAUGAAAAAAAUCUACAAUACAAUAAAAUAUAUAACAAAUUUCAAAUUAACAAUUUUAAAUGUUUAAAUAUUAAAUUCACAAAAACAAACAUACAUAUGUAAUCAAACCCCACACCAACCACCCUGGAAAGCAAAUAUAAUAACGCAUAGCAAAUCUUCUUCAAAUACCAAAUCUAUAUUUUUAACCAACAAAUUGAUCUGUAACUCUUUAAGUGUGUAUUAAUUAGUAUUUAAUAGGAUAUCCCAAAAAACAAAGCAACAACAAAUUAAUUUAUUAAACAACCAAGCAAACAACAACAACAACAAAAUUUCAUUAUCAUUAUUAGCUUUGUAUUAUUAAUUAAUUAACAAUAAUUAUAAUACUGAAAAAAAACUACAACCACAACAAGAAAACCAACCACAUACAAUAUACAUAUUUAUAAAUAAAAGAAAAACAAAAACAACACAAUGCAAGAAAAAUAUUAUAACUCCAUUAUUAUUAUAUACAACAAAGAAUUAUAUAUGUGUGUGUAAAAUGUAUUAUUUAUUAUUUAUAAUAACAACAACAAAAAUGAUAACCCUCAAGCACAUUGAUACAAGAAAAAGUAAUGAAUUAUCUUAUUCUUACAACUAUUAAUUAGUUAUCAUUAUUAA